UAACAGAAGGAGAGGCUCAGCUUACUGUAUCUACAGCUUUUGUGAUCACCACAUGGGCAACACAAACACUGUGCUAUCACAAUGAAAGAAGAGCCAAGCGUUCAGUCGACAGACCCUCCACCAUACUUACAAGAGGUGAUCCCCGAGGGCUUCGUCAACCUAGCUUACACCCAGGACGAGAAACCUCAGGAAGACAAACCAAAGGAGCCUCCAAAGGAGUCCUCUGGGAAAUCAAAGGGCAAAGGCAAAAAGGAAAAAAAGUCCAAAAAGAAGAAAGAGCCAGUGAAAGCAGUUGGAUUUUUUCAGCUGUUUCGGUAUGCCACCUGCCCGGAGGUGCUGCUUAUGCUGAUUGGCCUGCUGUGUGCAGCUGCCCAUGGCGUUGCGUUGCCUCUCAUGUGUGUGGUUUUUGGAGAAAUGACUGACAGCUUUGUGUCGAGUGGACAGAGCUUUAAUCUGACAGGCAACUUCACCGGAACCCUCACGAACUCUUGUUUGGCUGGUUCUCCUGAAAUAGACAUUGAAGAUAAAAUGACACAACACGCUUAUUACUUCGUUGCGAUUGGGGCUGCGGUCCUGGUCCUGGGAACGUUCCAGGUAAUGCUUUUCUUGUUAACUGCUGCCAAGCAAACAAAGAGGAUCCGGGAGAAGUACUUUCAUGCCAUCCUCCACCAGCAGAUGUCAUGGUUUGACACGCAUCAGAUCGGAGAGCUGAACACAAGACUUACUGAUGAUAUAAACACAAUCAACGAUGGCCUCGGGGACAAAAUCUGUGUGUUUGUCCAGUUCUUCUGCACAUUUAUUGCUGGUUUCGUCAUUGGUUUUAUCUAUGGCUGGAAGCUGACGCUGGUCAUUCUUGCUGUCAGUCCCCUGCUGGCAGGAUCAGCAGCUGUUUGGUCUAAAAUUCUUGCUACUCUGACCAGUAAGGAGCUUACAGCAUAUGCUAAAGCAGGAGCAGUGGCUGAAGAGAUUUUAGUCGCUAUCAGGACUGUUGUGGCAUUUAAUGGACAGAAGAAAGCGGUGGAAAAGUAUGAGAAGAACUUGAUAGAAGCAAAGAAUUUUGGGGUAAAGAAAGCCAUUACCACUAAUGUGUCCAUGGGGUUGACACAGUUCAUUAUAUUUGGCACUUAUGCACUGGCGUUUUGGUAUGGAACAAAACUCUCUGUCGAUGAGCCAGAGAAUUACUCAAUUGGAAAGGUCCUCACUGUUUUCUUCUCUGUGAUGAUUGGCUCAUUCUCUUUGGGUCAGGGAGCUCCAAACCUGGAGAGCAUCGCUAAGGCCCGGGGUGCUGCUUAUGAGGUCUACAAAACAAUUGACAUGCCUCGUCCCAUUGACAGCAGUUCAAAAGAAGGUAACAAACCAGAUCAUGUGAAAGGAGAUAUUGAAUUCAAGAACAUCCACUUCAACUAUCCCUCCAGAAAAGAUGUGAAGAUUCUACAGGGGAUGAGUCUGAAAAUCCCUCAUGGAAAGACCAUUGCAUUGGUUGGAGCCAGUGGCUGUGGGAAGAGCACAACAAUUCAGCUUCUGCAGCGCUUCUAUGACCCUGAUUCAGGAGAGGUGACUCUGGAUGGUCAUGAUAUCCGCUCUCUGAAUGUGUGCUGGUUGAGGGAGAUCAUGGGUAUCGUGAGCCAAGAGCCUGUUCUUUUUGGAACCACCAUUGCUGAGAAUAUACGCUACGGCCGUGAAGACGCCACUGAUGAGGACAUUGAACGAGCCAUUAAAGAGGCCAAUGCCUAUGAUUUCAUUUCCAAACUACCAGAUAAGCUAAACACUAUGGUUGGAGAGAGAGGGGCUCAGCUGAGCGGAGGCCAGAAACAGAGGAUCGCUAUUGCUCGAGCUCUCGUCAAAAACCCCAAAAUCCUCCUGCUGGAUGAGGCCACAUCAGCCCUGGACACACAGAGUGAGUCCGUCGUUCAGGCAGCUUUGGACAAGGCCAGAGCAGGACGUACUACCAUUGUGAUUGCACACCGCCUGUCAACUAUUCGUUCGGCAGAUAUAAUUGCUGGCUUCAAUGAUGGCAAAGUGGUGGAACAGGGAACUCACAGAGAACUCAUGGCCAAGAAAGGAGUUUAUUAUUCUCUCGUAAUGCAACAGACCUCUGGGAGAUCAAAUGAUGAUGAUCUUGAUGCCAAUGAAGAUGAUACUCAGGAUGUUUCUGAGGGAGAAACUGGUGAGGAAUCUUCUGAAACAGAGACUCCUGAGGGAGGAAUGGAAAUGCAAAUAGAGAGCGGAUCCUUCAGACGAAGCUUGAGACGUGGCAGUGAGAGACGUUCCUCCAGAAAGAAGUCCUCAAAGAAGAAUAGCAAGAAAUCCAAAAAAGACAAAAAGGAAAAAGAAAAUGUUUCCGAAAUACCUUUCACUAAAAUUCUGGCUCUGAACAAGCCGGAUUGGCCGUACCUGCUGGUGGGCACGCUGGCCAGCCUUGUGGGUGGAGCUGUUUAUCCCUGUGUGGCCAUUCUGUUUUCCAAAAUCAUUGGUGUGUUUGCAGAGGUUGACCCUGACAUAAAGCGGCAGAAGACCAUGAUGUUCUCCCUUUUCUUUCUACUAAUAGGAGCAGUGGCCUUUAUCACCUAUUUCUUCCAGGGCUUCAUGUUUGGUAAAUCUGGGGAGCUGCUAACCAUGAGGUUGAGAAGUCAGGCUUUCAAUGCCAUGAUGAGACAGGAGAUUGCUUGGUUUGAUGACAACAACAAUGCAGUGGGAGUCCUGACCACUAAAUUAGCCACAGAUGCGUCUCUGGUUAAAGGGGCUGCAGGAUCCAGAUUAGGUCUAGCCACAAACACUCUCUGUUCUCUUGGCAUCGCUGUCAUUGUGGCCUUCAUCCAUAGCUGGCAGCUCACCUUGCUUAUCCUUGCCUGUGUCCCCUUCCUCACGGGGGCAAAUUUCAUCCAGAUGAGAGCCAUGGCAGGACACACAUCCAAAGAUCAGAGUGCACUGGAGAUGUCUGGCAAGAUAUCCACAGAAACUGUUGAGAACUUCAGAACGGUUGUUGCAUUAACCCGCGAAGACGUCUUCUUCCACAAGUUUAUUGACAGCCUGAGCAAGCCAUACCAAUCUAGUUUGUGUAAAGCACCCAUCUACGGAAUCACCUUUGCUCUUGCCCAAGCCAUUCCUUACCUGGUCAAUGCUGCAAUCUUCCGCUUCGGAGCCUGGCUUAUUGCACGCUGCUACACAGAAUAUGAAAAUGUUUUCCUGGUGUUUUCUGUGAUUGUCUUUGCUGCUAUGAACAUUGGUCAGUCCUCAUCAUUCGCCCCCGACUUUGCCAAAGCCAAAGCAGCAGCUGGGAGGAUCUUACUGCUGCUAGAAAAGAAACCAGCCAUCGAUAUCUAUGACGAGUCUGGACACCGACCAACAAACUUUUCUGGGAAUAUUGAGUUCCGAGAUGUGCAUUUCUCCUAUCCAACGCGUCAGAAUGUGAAAGUCCUGCAGGGCCUGAAUGUGUCCGUGUCUCAGGGCCAUACGAUGGCGCUGGUGGGCAGCAGUGGUUGUGGCAAGAGCACCACCAUUCAGCUUCUGGAGCGUUUCUACGACCCUGCGGCAGGCCAAGUGUUUGUAGAUGGGAACGAGAGCAGAAGUCUGAACCUGGCAUGGCUGCGCACGCAGAUGGGGCUGGUGUCUCAGGAGCCCAUCCUGUUUGAUUGCACCAUUGCUGAGAACAUUCAGUAUGGAGACAACAGCCGUGUCGUCACCCAGGAAGAGAUCGAGGAAGCUGCGAAGAAGGCCAACAUUCAUAAUUUUAUCCUUGGCCUUCCAGAGAAAUACGACACUCGAGUUGGAGAUAAAGGCGCUCAGCUGUCUGGAGGACAGAAGCAAAGGAUAGCCAUCGCUCGAGCUCUGGUCCGCAAUCCCAAACUUCUGCUGCUGGACGAGGCCACAUCUGCACUCGACACAGAGAGCGAGAAGAUUGUGCAGAAGGCCCUUGAUGACGCUCGGCAUGGCCGCACAUGUAUCGUCAUUGCCCAUCGCUUGUCCACUAUUUAUAAUGCUGACAUCAUCGUGGUUGUUCAGAACGGCAAGGUGACUGAGCAGGGAACGCACACCCAACUCAUGGCCAAACAAGGGGCCUACUAUGCUCUAGUGAAUGCGCAAGUGUCUGCUCACUAACUUAAACUCCUUUUGAUUUAUUCUAGUGGUUGUAUAUCUAAAAUGAAGGGCAAAGUUAAAUGAUUAAAUGGUGCAGUUAAUCUUAAAUUAAAUUGAAAUCUCCUCUGUCACUAAAUAUUCAGUUUGUUUUAGGGCUAAAUGUUGCAAUCACAACCUGACUUUGAAUGUAAAACGCUAACGUUGAUAAGCUAAGAAGCAUUUAAAUAUUCUGAAACAAACAAACCAAAAAGUGGGAUAUUGCUAUUUAGUUAUUUUGUUACAAUGAAAGGUACUUUUCUUAUAUAAAAAGGAAAAUAUAUUUAUAUCUAUAGAUUUAUUUUUCUCAGUUUUUAUAUACAAAUAUUGUUUGUCAUAAACAGUGCAUUGUAAAUAUUAUAGUAGUGUUAUUUUAUUGUACAUAAAAUAAUGUACAGUAAAAAUCCCUUGAUAGUUUGUGUACAAGGACGUAUCUGCUUUAACAGGUAAUGGCAGCACUUUUACCUAAUGUUUUGAAGAUUGAAUGCGUUUGCACGGUGGCAUAAACCUUUUCGAAUGUGAAUAUUAGUUUUGUUUAUAUGCGCUCGGCACAUGGGGGCGCAAUUUGCUCGUGAUUUGAGCCUCCAACAUGUUGGACCUUUUUUUUUCUGCACUGGCUUUAACUUUAUUGUCUUCCGAACAGUAACUGGUAUUAUUAUUGUAUUAUUGCUGUUAAUAUUAUGCAUUGUUUAUUGUUAAGAUGCUUUUUCGAUUUUUAUAAAAUAAAUUAUCCAUCAUUCUC
Onychostoma macrolepis is the source of this 4855-nucleotide messenger RNA. RefSeq names its product ATP-binding cassette, sub-family B (MDR/TAP), member 5 (gene abcb5). Lineage: Eukaryota; Metazoa; Chordata; Actinopteri; Cypriniformes; Cyprinidae. The coding region runs from base 82 to 4098 and encodes 1338 amino acids. Gene Ontology annotation, biological process: transmembrane transport. The record is from RefSeq and is a predicted model, not a curated record. The transcript has 29 exons. Gene Ontology annotation, cellular component: membrane. Gene Ontology annotation, molecular function: ABC-type transporter activity; ATP binding; ATP hydrolysis activity.